CGACCGGUCUCCUGUCCCCUAAAGCUGCCACGACACCAUGAAGCAGCUGCCAGUCUUGGAGCCUGGAGACAAGCCCAGGAAAGCAACAUGGUACACCUUGACUCUCCCUGGAGACAGUCCCUGUGCUCGAGUCGGCCACAGCUGCUUAUAUUUACCUCCAGUUGGUGAUGCCAAGAGAGGGAAGGUCUUCAUUGUUGGGGGAGCGGAUCCAAACAGAAGCUUCUCAGAUGUGCACACCAUCGAUCUGGGAACAUACCAGUGGGAUUUGGCCACCUGUGAGGGCCUCUUGCCCCGAUAUGAACAUGCCAGCUUUAUUCCCUCCUGCACACCCAACACAAUCUGGGUAUUUGGAGGUGCCAACCAAUCAGGAAAUCAAAAUUGUCUGCAAGUGCUGAAUCCUGAAACCAAGACUUGGACCACACCAGAAGUGACCAACCCACCACCAUCCCCCAGAACAUUCCACACAUCAUCGGCAGCCAUUGGAAACCAGCUGUUUGUCUUUGGGGGAGGAGAGAGAGGUGCCCAGCCUGUGCAGGACGUGAAGCUGCAUGUGUUUGACGCAAACACUCUGACCUGGUCACAACCUGAGACGCUUGGAAAUCCUCCAUCUCCUCGACAUGGACAUGUGAUGGUGGCAGCAGGGACAAAACUUUUUAUCCAUGGAGGCUUGGCAGGGGACAAAUUCUAUGAUGAUCUCCAUUGCAUUGAUAUAAGUGACAUGAAAUGGCAGAAGCUAAGCCCCACUGGGGCUGCUCCAGCAGGCUGUGCUGCCCACUCAGCUGUGGCUGUGGGGAAACACAUAUACAUCUUUGGUGGAAUGACUCCCACAGGAGCACUGGAUAUAAUGUAUCAAUAUCACAUAGAAAAACAGCAUUGGACCUUGCUUAAAUAUGAUACUUUUCUACCCCCUGGACGAUUGGACCAUUCCAUGUGUAUAAUUCCAUGGCCAGUGGUGUGUACUUCUGAGAAAGAAGAUUCAAAUUCCAUCACCCUAAACUGUGAAGCUGAGAAAAGGAAUUCAGCCAACGGAGGAGGCCCCCAGAGUGGUGAUUUACACAAGGAAGACCAGACUGACGUGUUGCUCUGUUUUGUGUUUGGUGGGAUGAAUACUGAAGGAGAGAUCUAUAAUGAUUGUAUUGUGACUGUAGUUGACUAAUAAAAGCUACAUUUUUAUUCUGUCA
Molecule: messenger RNA, 1181 nt
Organism: Otolemur garnettii (small-eared galago)
Lineage: Eukaryota; Metazoa; Chordata; Mammalia; Primates; Galagidae
Gene: RABEPK
Product: Rab9 effector protein with kelch motifs
Exons: 8
Coding region: 38-1156 (372 amino acids)
Molecular function (GO): protein binding
Source: RefSeq, a predicted model, not a curated record